GAUCGUGAUUUUGACUUUGCCAAUGUUGCUUCAAUCCAUCUGCAGUCUUAUAAGUAACGGCCUCGUAGCAGUAUGGUUUCCACGAUUUUUUCUGUUGUGAUUUUUGUAACUCGCGCGUUGUCAAAAUGAAGUCUUCUAUGAUUUCAAGCAUAAUUUUGUCUCUUUCCUGCGUGGUGACUGCAACAAUCUGGCAGAAUGAUCAAGUCCGCAUCACAAAUUAUCCUGACACGAAGAUAGACCUCAAUAGCUCUGUCUUCGCUGAUUACCCUCCCAGCGCGCCAGAACUCUCCUACAAAGGACGAUGGGAUAGUAAAUAUGUUUCUUGGUGGUCAGCACCCGGUCUCAAAUUUGGAUUUACGGGAGAGAAAGUCGCUAUUACAUUUGGGCCUUUGACCUCGGACACUGUUUUAGUUGGAUAUCGAGUGAAUGGUCAGGAUUGGCAGCUCACAAACAUCACUACAAAUGCCACGCAUUUACUGGUUAGUCCAGAAUCACCUGCAAUUGAUGUCGGUUGGCCUAUAAAUCCAUCGACGUUUGAGCUCAGAGUCACAAAUUGGGCGUAUGGUGUCCAGAUCUCUGCCGUCCAUUUGAGUAAGGGCGAACGUUUGAUCAAAAUUCCCAAGUCUUCGAGGACCAUCGAAUUCAUUGGAGAUUCUCUCUCUUCGGGUUAUACAGCUACUCUAGAAGGGCUCUCGAGCUUUGCCUAUGGUAUGGGAGCCGGUCUUGGAAACACCGAGUAUUCCAUUACAGCAUAUCCAGGCGUUUGUCUGGUCGACCAAUUGUGUUGGGGUAAUACUAGAGGAAUGUUUCACCAAUGGUACUAUACUUCUGAUACUAGUCCUCGGGCUACUCAAAUAUGGGGAGAUAAACCAGAACUUUGGGAUUUUUCAAAGCAAGAUGAUGCAGAUAUUGUAGUGAUUAACCUGGGGACUAAUGACAGCAAUGGGGCGAUCAAUGUUACUAGCUCUGAAUACGUCGCUCAGUAUACCUUACUGAUUGAGGGUAUUCACGCGGUCUGGCCGAAUGCUCAAAUAGUUUUGAUGUCUCUCUGGGAGGGUUUCUUUGCCUAUGGAAAUUCUUACGCGCAAGCUCAAGGAUUUGCCUCUGAAAUAUACAACAUAUAUCAAUAUUUCAACUCCGAGAAAUAUCUAUCCAAUCCAGUACUAUACAAUCCGCGUACCAAUUCCACUUAUUCGUCCCAUCAACGAUCUGCCCCAUUCGUAUCUUAUUUCAACACCACCGGCUUGAUGCAACACAACGAUAUCAAUCCAGCGUACCACCCAACUGACGUGGGGCACAUCAAGGUCGCGAGCCAUCUAAUACAGUAUGUGAGAAUGAAGUUUGGCUGGGAGUUGUAUGCAAAUGGCCCAGAAAUAUUUCACGAUACCCUUUACUGGAACGACAUUCAAAGCUAUUGAACAUCCUGCAAAUAUCUACCUGGUGAUCAGAAGUGGCAAGAGGCGUGAAGUCAUGAUAACCUUUAAUCCUUCCGCCCGGCAUGUUUGAUCGACAUUACAUAGCCUCCUCGACGAACUCGCUAUCUGAGAUCCAGCACACCGUUGCAUUUUUGUAGCUUUGAUAGGUUGAAAUUGUACCGCCUCCGCUUUCCCAUGACUCCUCCCGUGAAGAUUGAUGAUUCAUGAUUCUCAUAGUUGUCUCGUGAUAUAAAGUUCUGGGCGUAUCUCAAUUGACAUCAUGUCUUGUUACCUUCCA
Botrytis cinerea B05.10 is the source of this 1713-nucleotide messenger RNA. RefSeq lists its product as hypothetical. The coding region runs from base 126 to 1418 and encodes 430 amino acids. Lineage: Eukaryota; Fungi; Ascomycota; Leotiomycetes; Helotiales; Sclerotiniaceae. The record is from RefSeq and is a predicted model, not a curated record. Gene Ontology annotation, molecular function: carboxylic ester hydrolase activity. The transcript has 4 exons.